AUGAAGACCGUUGGAAUUGCGUCAGCAGUGGUUUUCACCCUGGAGUUCCUCUCAUCCUUCACAGAGGCCCAGCACGACGGUUCUCAACUGAGCCCUAUCGCAAGGAGACACCAGCACCGUCAUCGAUCCAACUUGGGAAAGCGCGACGGACAGUGCGCAUUCCCAGGCAAUGAUGGCCUCGUUUCCGUUACGCCUGGCUCUUCCAAUGCCGGCUGGGCUAUGAGCCCUGACCAGCAGUGCACGCCUAAUAGCUGGUGCCCAUAUGCCUGUCCUUCCGGACAGCUGAGCAUGCAAUGGGAUCCCAAUGCGACAACCUACAGUUAUCCUCAAUCUCAGUAUGGUGGUCUGCACUGCGACUCGGAUGGCAGCAUCUCCAAGCCUUUCUCUGACAAGCCCUACUGCCAAAACGGCACCGGCGCAGUUACUGCCAAGAACAAUGCCGGCGGCAACGUUGCUUUCUGCCAAACUGUCCUCCCGGGUAAUGAAGCUAUGCUCAUCCCCACGGACGUUACAAGCGAAACCACUCUUGCUGUUCCUGACCAGACCUACUGGGCUGGUACUUCUGCUCAUUAUUAUAUCAACCCUCCUGGAGUCUCUACCGAUGACGGAUGCGUUUGGGGAUCUACUGCCAACCCUUAUGGUAACUGGGCUCCCUACGUUGCUGGCGCCAACACCGACUCAAAUGGAAUCACCUAUGUUAAGCUGGGCUGGAACCCCAUCUACCUUGAGCAGACGACGCCAUUCCGCAAUGAUAAGCCCAAGUUCACCGCUGAGAUUCAGUGUGAUGGCGACGGCUGCGACGGUCUUCCGUGCGCCAUCGACCUGGACAACGGUGUCAAUGCCUGCAAGGGACCUGGCUGCAACACAGGCGCUGGCGGUGCCAACGCCUGCACUGUCGCUGCCCACAAGGGCGUCAAAGCGCACAUUGUCAUCAACAGCGCUUGA
Messenger RNA from Xylona heveae TC161, 945 nucleotides. RefSeq names its product glycoside hydrolase family 132 protein. The coding region runs from base 1 to 945 and encodes 314 amino acids. The transcript is spliced from 3 exons. NCBI's taxonomy places the organism in Eukaryota, Fungi, Ascomycota, Xylonomycetes, Xylonales, Xylonaceae. The record is from RefSeq and is a predicted model, not a curated record.